This is a messenger RNA of Schistosoma spindalis, 1050 nucleotides long. Lineage: Eukaryota; Metazoa; Platyhelminthes; Trematoda; Strigeidida; Schistosomatidae. The record is from the annotation of a GenBank genome assembly.
AUGUAUUACAACUUUGUAAUUUAUAUUAAUUUCUUAUUGUUUUGGAUCCAUUCAUCAAUUCAAGAUGAUAAAUUAGAACAGAGAAAAGCUAAUGUAGAAACGGAAAUCAUAUAUAGUAAACGACAUUUUGAUGAACUGAUCGAAAAUUUUAGAACAAACGAGAAACAAUUACAAGAUCUGAAAAAUGAAAUCAAUACGGAUUUAUCAAAAGAACAUCAAACAAUCGAUCAAUAUAUGAUGUGCAGAAGUAAAAUUUAUCAAACUAUUGAACAAAAGAUUCUUAUGGGAGGAAUAACUAUUCGAAAUUCUCAUAUAAUGAACAAGUGUUUCACUGAAGAACAGUCGGUUUAUGCAAAAUUGGAAAAUGAAUACAGAAAUGAGGCCUGUCAGUUACCCGUUUCUAACAAUAUACGAGACAUCAAAGGGAUCGAACGUUUAAUUUCGAAACGAUUCUUUUAUCUAAAAGGAUUCAAUAAAGAAUUAUUUUUACAUAACAUAUUACAAACUAUUCAUGAACAAAUUGAUAAUGAAUUAAAGAAACAUAAAUUAGAACAGAGAAAAGCUAAUGUACAAAUGGCAAUCAUAAAUAGUAAACAGGACUUAGAUAGACGAAUCGCAAAUAUCAGAACAAACGAGAAACAAUUACAAGAUCUGAAAAAUGAAAUCAAUACGGAUUUAUCAAAAGAACAUCAAACAAUCGAUCAAUAUAUGAUGUGCAGAAGUAAAAUUUAUCAAACUAUUGAACAAAAGAUUCUUAUGGGAGGAAUAACUAUUCGAAGUUCUCAUAUAAUGAAGGAGUGUUUCACUAAAGAACAGUCAGUUUAUGCAGAAUUGGUGGAUGAAUACAGAAAUGAGGCUUGUCACUUUCCCACUUCUAACGAUAUACAAGGUAAUCACCCACUACAAUACAAAUUCCGUAAACUUGAUGGUCUACUACGAGAACAAUAUGGGAAAAUACGUGUAUACAACAUUUAUUUAUUUUCACAUAACAUAUUACAAACUAUUCAUGAACAAAUUGAUAUUCAGUCAAAGCAGCUUAUUAUUCCUUAA